This is a messenger RNA of Theobroma umbraticum, 674 nucleotides long. RefSeq names its product microspore-specific promoter 2 (gene MSP2). Lineage: Eukaryota; Viridiplantae; Streptophyta; Magnoliopsida; Malvales; Malvaceae. The record is from RefSeq and is a predicted model, not a curated record.
CCCAAAGCGCAAAUCUCAUCCCAAAAUAAAAGAAAAUGGAAAAUGGAAGAAGAUCUCACUCCUCUAUGACUCUUGCCUCCAGGUUGGAUCAUUUGGAUUUCAUUAUGAAGUAUUUAGAAGGAAAACGAAGUUUGCAGAAAGGAAUGGAAAAAGAAUGCAUGCCAUUAGAUUUGGCAAUGAGGGAGGCUUACUUCAAAGGGUCGUUGUUGGACAGGGUGACAUCUCUUGAACAUAGACUUUUCCAGCUAUGCUUAGAGUUGGAAUCCAGUAGCACAUCUAGCACUUCAACAUCAACAUCUGGUUAUGCAUCUUCCAGCCUAGGAUCCAGAGGGCAACCAAUAUCUCGCUCAUUGCCUACUUUCAUCAACUCAAAUCAAGCUCACAAACAGCCACCUCAUCAAGUCCUGUUCACCAGGCCUGAAAUUCAGGAAGAAUCUGAGGCAAUGCUACAAAAGAAGAAAGAUCCAAACCCUCUUAAGCAGCAAGUUGGGAACAAAAGGUGGGGCAAGAAAGAAAAAGUAAGCAAAACUGGGAAGAAGGUGUAUUUCUCUUUCCCUCCCGCCAAUAAACAAAGAAAGAUGCCUAACAUCGAAUUGUCUUCAAGUGGGUUUUCAUUGAAGUCCAAGGCUUCUCUCAUGGAAAACUGGACCUUCCAUGCUUUACAAGUCAAAUAG